AUGAUGGAUGCAUACGCUGAAUUCUUGCAGGUGUCUGUGGUGCAAGAUGGUACAUGCAAUGGCUUGCCAGGUCGGGUAGAUGAGAGCAAGCUGUCUGCACUCACGGCCGUAAGGACGACGCUGCACGCCCUCAUCUACCGUCCCAAGAGCCGUUUCCCCUCUCUCGAUGCCUUGCUGGAGUCUUUGUCCACGCUGGAGCAUUCCUCGGAGAUUCCAGGCCUCAUCCAUGCAGUGGACUUCGCCUUCUCCCUGUUGGAACCCCUCUCGGAGCUGUUGGGUGGCAAGGACGCUGCUUUGGCGCGCAUGCUGCAGAUGUUGAAGCCCAGCAGCUACGCACGCUGGGUGCUGUGUUACCCGAGGUUAGCAACUUCCAGUAUGCCAUUGGAUGAGAAGGCUCGUGAGGAAGAAGAGGAGGAAACUUUGGCGCAAACUCCUGCCGAAGCGCGGAUGCUCUACCUCCUCCUGAGCAGUCCAGACGCAGCGCAGACAGCUCCACAGCGGCUGGUCGAAAUCCUGGACUUCCAGGCUUCGGUGACGCUGGCUGCAAGCACCUUCGAUGCAGCAUUUGGACAGGCCAUGGCCCUGAGCAUUCCCAGAUGUGUUUUUUCGCCCAGAUGCAGAAAGUCAGCAGAAGUAACAUUGCAGAGGCAUAUUGGCUCCAGCAUAGAGCGAUCACAGCGAGCGGUGGCCAUGGAUGACAGAUCCUCGCGGACAGAGCGCACUGACAUAUCCAAGCUCCCUUGCGUUUUGGCCUGCCUUUGUGGAUUUGGUUGGGCCGUGAUUUGCUUGGCCUUUACAUCGGCAUCCUUCAUGCGGGAUGAGCCUGUGAGCAAGCUCAUUCUGGGAACAGUUUGGUGCCUUUUCUUAGGCGGCAUGGCUGUGUCAGCAUUGGUCUUAGUUCGUUCACCAAAGGCCAAGUCUGGGCACGAGUUUGUUUGGGCAUGCGUAAACCUCGACAAGCUCGGCGAAGCCACACCACAGUUCAAUGUUGUCCGCCUAGAGCCCGGAGCAUGCAAGCCUUGUUUAGAGCGAAAAGCCAGCCCAGCGUGGACAAAACCAUACCCGCAGAAGACGUGCCUUUGCUGCCUGGAAGAUUUCCAGUCGCAGGAUACGAUGGCCCUGCUUCCUUGCGGUCACGUUUACCACGAGAGCUGCCUUGUGGACUGGUUCUCGACCCGGAAGACGCAAGGCACCUGUCCACUUUGUCGUUACAGCACAAUCGUCUAA
Messenger RNA from Symbiodinium natans, 1227 nucleotides. NCBI's taxonomy places the organism in Eukaryota, Dinophyceae, Suessiales, Symbiodiniaceae. The record is from the annotation of a GenBank genome assembly.